Molecule: messenger RNA, 3025 nt
Organism: Folsomia candida
Lineage: Eukaryota; Metazoa; Arthropoda; Collembola; Entomobryomorpha; Isotomidae
Product: tyrosine-protein kinase transmembrane receptor Ror
Exons: 10
Coding region: 369-2825 (818 amino acids)
Biological process (GO): cell surface receptor protein tyrosine kinase signaling pathway; multicellular organism development; positive regulation of kinase activity
Cellular component (GO): signaling receptor complex; membrane
Molecular function (GO): ATP binding; transmembrane receptor protein tyrosine kinase activity; protein binding
Source: RefSeq, a predicted model, not a curated record
AACUGAAAGGGAGCCGACUGUUUCCGAGAGAAAGUUCCCCUUCUGAAGAACCCUGCCCAAGAAAUAUUUAGAAAGACAACAUCAACAUUUGAUGUUUUAGUUAGAUUUUGUACCGUUUUUAUACACAGAUUAAACUAAACAGUUAUAAUUAUAAUUAGUUUAGUUUAUAGUUCAGACGUGCAGUGAAUCCUGGAUUUUAAACGGCGAGGCUUGAUCAGAAUUAAUCUUGCCAGAACACAGAAGAGACUCUUCAAGAGAGUCGGUGGUUGUGACUUAUCAACAAUUUUAACAAUGAAACGACUUAAUUGAAUCUGCUGUCCAAAUUCUUCAAAGCGAGUUUUAAAUCAAGACUGAAAUUCUAAAUCAAAAUGACUGCUGGAGCUGAAAUAAAAGGCCACGAGGGUCAGAGUCAAGGUCAACAUGAUGUUCACCGCGCUUUAAACGACAUCCCGGCCAAAGCGAACCUCCAGCCGCCGCACGAUGGCGAAGGGCAAUGCCAAGUCUACCGGGGGACCGUGUGCAAAUCCUUCAUUGGAAAGCGGACCGUGUACGUCCACUCAGAAGAAGCGCAGCUCAUUAUCGAAUCUAAACUGCGAGAAGCUCUCCCGGUCAUUCAACACUCACCCGACAUUGCUGAGCGGUGUUCCGAAUUCGCUAUCCCGUCCCUCUGCUACUCCGCCUUUCCCCUCUGUCCCGAGGUGGCAGGUCAAAAUCCUGAGGAAAACGUCAACUUUGUCUCGCCGCGCCGCCUCUGUCGCGAAGAAUGUGAACUUCUCGAGCACGACUUGUGUCGCCAAGAAUACGCCCUGGCGAAACGGCACCCCCUCAUUGGACAACAACUCCCCAUCCCAGAGUGCUCCGAGUUACCCCCUCUCGGUUCUAAAGAGUCGGCGACAUGCAUUCGCCUAGGUUUACCGUACCUCACCCCAAUUCUGGAGGAACAUCCCUGUUACAAGGAGACUGGUGAAGGGUAUCGAGGCAAGGUGGCGGAAACUGCGGCGGGAGAACCUUGUCGACCUUGGAGUCAUCAACUGGAAUAUUCGUCGUCAUCAUUUCCAGAGUUGAUGGGGGGACAUAACUACUGUCGAAAUCCGGGCGGGAUGCAGCCAAAUCCCUGGUGUUAUACGGACUCACAACAAGGAAACUUUCGGAGGGAAGCAUGCAAACUGGAUAAGUGUGGGUUAUUUGGAUAUGAGAACCAAUUUUGGAUGACGGUUUCCGCCGGUCUGGCCGGUUCCGUCGUUUUCUUCCUCAUCCUCAUCUGCUGUUGUUGCUGUACUAGAAGCUCUCGUAACAGUGGGGGUGGAGGAUCUUCCAAGAAAUCAAAGAAAUCUUCCCGGUCGUCCACAAAGUCGGUCGGAGGUUCCACGUUGGGAGGAAGGAAUGGAUCUUUACAAGAAUUGGAGAUGAAUUCACUCCUCCGAGGGGGAAAAAAUAACCCGAAAGCACCCGAAGUUCCGCUACAACAUCUUCAAUUUUUCCAAGAAUUGGGAGAAGGGGCGUUUGGCAAGGUGUACAAGGGCGAAGCCAUCCUUCCCGGAGAAUCUGGGCGGGCACAACCCGUUGCCAUCAAGGCGUUAAAGGCCAGCGCAACACCAAAGACGAAAACAGAUUUUUUCCGAGAGGCCGACCUUAUGGCUGAGUUACGCCAUGCGAACAUUGUCUGUUUGUUGGGUGUUGUGACCAAGUCGGAGCCUCAUUGCAUGUUGUUUGAGUAUAUGAGCCAAGGGGAUUUGCAUGAGUUUUUGAUGACUCAUUCGCCCAGAGCGGAAGCCACCUCCGAUUUUGUACUUGAACCGAAUGAAAUGUUAUACAUUGCGACGCAAAUUGCAGCAGGGAUGGAGUAUUUGGGUGGGCAUCAUUAUGUGCAUAGAGAUCUCGCCGCCCGAAAUGCCCUGGUAGGAGAAGGCCUGACCGUAAAAAUAUCCGACUUUGGACUGUCUAGAGACAUUUACUCGUCCGAUUACUAUCGGGUCCAAUCCAAAUCGCUACUUCCAGUUCGAUGGAUGCCACCCGAAUCAAUUUUAUACGGAAAGUUUACCACCGAGUCGGAUGUGUGGAGUUUUGGCGUUGUACUUUGGGAAAUUUAUUCCUUCGGCUUACAGCCGUAUUAUGGCUACGCGAACCAGGAGGUUAUAGAAAUGAUUAGAUCACGACAACUCCUUCCCUGCCCUGACCUCUGUCCCCCAAGGAUGUACGCGCUCAUGGUCGAGUGCUGGGCAGAGAUGCCACAGCGUCGCCCCCACUUUGAGGAACUCCACGGACGACUUCGGCAGUGGCUGAUGCCUCUCUUGCAACAACACCAGGCCAACUUUUCCCAACACGUGCACCACCACCAGAUGCAGGGACAAGGUCAGAAUGGGGGUCACCAAGGGUGUCAAUAUCCACCAAGGACACCGCAAGCGCAGCAUCAGCAACACCAUAUUCAACAAGGACAUAGUCCCCAGCAUUGCGGAAAUGGUUACCCCCAACAGAUCCAACAUCAGCAGCAACAAUAUCAGCAGCAACAACAACAGGGAACACCCGUGAUUCACUGCCCCAUAAACUGUGGUGGAGGUCACCACGCUCACUCGGGCGACGGCAUGGCGUUGGGUGGACGAUUUUCUCCCCAACAACAGCAGCAGCUCAGCCACGCUCAGCAACAGCAGCAACACCUCGUCCUCCAACAGUUGCAACAACAUCAUGCUCACAACAACGGAGGGCAACCAAUCCCCAAUGGGGUUGGCGUUUACCCCCAACAGUACCAGCAACAACAAUGCUACCCUCCCCCAGGUCAUUCAUCGCCAUAUAAGGGACUCGGCGACGGGAAAAUGACCAACAUUUAAGUUAAAUUUUAACUAGUAAUUACUCAUUAAUUAAGAAAACCAAAGAUGUUCAUUUUUAAAAGACUGAAGAAUUCCAAGAAUUUUUGUAAAUUUGUACAUUUCUAUAUUAUGCAGCUUUAUUAUGCAGCUUUGACUAAUGAAUUUGAAUUGUAGAUUUAAAUGUAGGGUAAUAAAAUUAAGGUGUAAAGUUAAAACGUCAA